Molecule: messenger RNA, 3260 nt
Organism: Cannabis sativa
Lineage: Eukaryota; Viridiplantae; Streptophyta; Magnoliopsida; Rosales; Cannabaceae
Exons: 2
Coding region: 1-1383 (460 amino acids)
Source: RefSeq, a predicted model, not a curated record
AUGGUUAUAUGGUACACGAUUAUGUUGCAGUUGUGGGAAUUUUACUUGAAGCCAGAGGAAAGAUUUUGUGGUAAAAUCAUAUUCUGGGCUCAUAAUGAUGAUGUUUUAGUAGAUAUUAGAGCAAAAUUGACUGAGAAGCAGCGUGCUUUGUUUGUUGCAACUUGUUUUGGGCAUUUAUUGGAUAUUCAGUCUUAUAAAUUGCAGCAUCAGAUUUUUCACACUGCAUUGAAUAGGGAAGUCCAUCAACCAAAUUCGAAAGAGAUGUGGUUUGAUUUUGGUCAUGAUAGGGUUCGUUUUGGUUUAGGGGAGUUUGCUGUUAUUAGUGGUUUGUUGUGUAAGGGUGAUAUUGAUAUGAUGAAGUAUGUUGGGAAGGGAGAUGUGUUUGUAGACAAGUACUUUAGUGAUAUGACUGUGACUCAUGGAGCCGUUAAGCAGCGUUUUCUGAGUAGUACUUUUAAAGAUGAUGACUUUGCAGUUAGGAUGGCGGUGUUGUAUUUUGUUACUAACUACUUGUUAAGCAAACCUCCAGAUAAACAUGUUAGUAUUGAGUUGUUACAUUUGGUAGGUUCGGGUGAGUUUGAUAGUUUCCCAUGGGGCAAGGUUGUUUAUGAUACUACAUUGUACUAUUUGAGGCUUGGUUUGAAAGGUAAGAAGGGUGCUAAAUUGAAAGCACUUGCUAAGGCAAAAGGAAUUGAUAAGAAGGGAAGUGAUUCAAAUUGUAAAACUUACAAAUUGGCUGGGUUUCCUUUCAUCUUCCAAGUUUGGUUGUAUGAGGUUAUUCCUCUUUUUAGAAGUCAAAACAUUUGUACUUUUGACCCUUCUUCAACAUAUAGGGUGUGUAUGUGGUCCAGUGCGAAAGAAGUUACUUCAAGUGAGGUAGAGAGGAAAAUCUACUUGUCAUCUAAGCUUUCAGUUACUCCUGUGUUUCCUUCUGCUGAGGAGAAUGAGAAAUUUGAUCUUACUGGAUUUAAUUUUUCUUAUUUUUCAUUGUCUGAUGAUGAUUUUGAGAGUGUGAAAGUACCUAAGAGGCAGUUAGACAAAGGUGAGUUUUCAGGUGUUAAGGAAAAAGUUACUGUUGGGGGUCCUAUGUUUGAUGAUGUUAAACAUUAUGUGAUGCGUAUUAUCAAUAAGCAAUCUGAGAUUGGGAGUUCUUUGAAGGAUUUGAGGAAGGAUAUUGAUGAUAAGUUUGUUCAAUUUGAGAGUAAAAUGAAGGCUCACAUUGAUUCUAAAAUUGAUGAGGGUUUGGUUUUGUAUUUGGAUAAGAAGUUUUCAGAUUUAAAUGAUGUAUUGGAGGGCUUGAAAGAUUGUGUUACUAGUCAGGUAAAGUUCAUUUCCUUUAUUAUUAUUUUUUUAUUUUUUAAUUUUUGUGUGUUUUUAUUUUAAUGUUUUGUUAUUUAUUAAUAUUUGUUUUAGAGGUAUGAUGAUCAAAAUGGUGGUGAUGGGAGUGAUGAUAGUGGUGGUGCGGAAGAUGAUGGAAGUGAUGGCGGUGAUGGUGGUGAUGGCGGUGAUGACUAUGAUGGUGGUGAUGGUGGUGAUGACAGUGGUGAUGGUGGUGAUGGGGACGAUGAUAAAUCUGAUUCUGGGAAACUUGAUGAUAUUGAUGUGGAAAAUGAGGUACUGAUAGGUUAUUUUUUGAGUUUUUAUGUUGGUUUUUUAUUUUAUUUUAGUAUAUAAUAUAAUGUUUAGUUUCCAUUCUAAUAAUUUUUCAAUUUUUAUUUUGUUUGUAAUUUGUAUAAUUUUUUUCAUACGUGUUUGUCAUUGUAGGAUGAUGGUGAGGGUAAUGGUGCAGUUGUUGAUGAUUUGGGUGGUGUUAAAGAUGAUGGUGCUGAAGUUUAUAAGGUGUUUUUAUAUAUAUUUUUUUAAAAUGUAUUAUUAUUUGUGUUUUUAGGUUUUAUUAUAUAUUUGUAUCUUUUUGCUGUCUUUUUUCAGGAAAUAAGACAAAUAUCAGAUGUUGUUGUUAAUGAAGUUGUCGAUCAGGCUGGUGAUCAAGGUGCUAAGGAUUGCAUGGAUAAGGUUUUAUUUUUUAUUUAUUUUUGUUUUAUUAUGCUUUUGUAUUUUGUUUUGUUGAUUUAGUAACUAAUAUGUUGCUUUUUCAGGUUGGUAAUGAUCGUCCAAGUUUUGAUAUUAUGGGUUCCUUGUUGGCCCAGUCUGAGAAUGUUGAAGAUUUGUUGGAAGAUAAAAAAAUUGUUGGGGAUGACAAUGUUAUGGAAGCAUCUAAAAGGGAUAGUGAGAGCACUGACGAUGGUAUUACAUCUGCUGAGAUGUUAAUUAUAUCAGAGAAAGUGGAUGCUGUUUGUCAUGAUUAUGAGUUGAAGAAGAGUAUGGUAUGAUUUGUAUAUAUUUAUGUAUGAUUAAUUUUUUAAUUAUUUUUAAUUUAUUUUGACUUUUUGUUUUGGGUUUUCAUAUUAUGGUAGGAAAAAUCCAAAGUUAUUGAUUUGGGUAGUGUUGGUACCCCAAGGGAUUUGCAAGGUGUUAUUAGAAUUGACUCUGGGGAUUCGUCCGGAAAAUCUGUUAAGAUUGGUGAAACAAAGUAUUUGAAAGGUCUACACCCUUUCAAUUCUGAGUUGCUUGAUCCACCGCAUUGUCUUCAACAAGAUUCAUUUGAUGAGUGGUUUCUUGAUGGCUUUAAUGACCAGAAUAAGUAUUGUUUUUUUUUUUUUACAUAAAUUUUUUUGUUUGAUGUUUAUCUGUAUAUGGAUAUUCACUAAUCUGUUACUUUUAAUAGGAAGAAGAAGUUUGUUAGAGGAAAGGACAUGUUGGAUGCACCUUUGGAUUUCUCAAUUGAUUCUGUUAGUGAUAAAUGGUGGUUUUAUGAUCUAUUGACGCCUGGGAGAUGUUUGUCUGACUCUGUGAGUGUUUUUAUAUAUAUUUUUGUAUCUUUUUUUAUUGUUUGUAUGUUUUUUGUUGUUGUCUAUAAUUUAUAUAAUUUUUUUUUCAACAUUUGGAUGUUAUAUUUUACUACUUGAGAAAGAAACUGAAGUAUGAUCCUCGGGUUACUGUUUCUGCAACUACGACAGAUUUUAAUUUUUACAACAAGGUGUUUGAGUUGUAUGAAAACUUUGUGAAGUCUAAGAAAAAUAUUGAUUCUGUGCCUAAGAGUAAGAUGGUAAUUGAGUAUAUGGAGGGGUAUUGUAUGUAUGCUAAUACUCGGUGGUUGUUUGUUGAUUAUGUUUUGAUAUAUGUUCAUGUCAAAGAUGAUCAACAUUGGGUUUUAGUUGUUUUUGAUAUAAAGAAUAGGUGUCUCAAUGUCUAUAAUUCAA